AAACCCCCGCCUCCGCCUCCGCCUCCGCGCAGCACAGUCGGACUCUCGCCGCCGCAGCCGCCGCCGUUCCUCUCUCGGUCUCUGACUUCCGCCUCACGCCCCGGGCAGUCCAGAGCAGCCGCCCCCGUCCCCGCCCCCGCUCCUCUCUCUCUCGACUCUUCGCGGCUCGCCCGACUCCGUCUCCGCCGCCGGUCUCUGCCGUCGCGGCGCGUAAGGUCGCUCGUUCCUCCGAACUCCAGGCGAUGCGUUAGAAAUGGGUUCAAUUUCACACGGGGUUCGAAUCGGGAGCGAGAUGGCGGCGGUCGCUUCGGCCUCCAGUUGGAAACCGCAGGACGAUCUGCUGUUGAAAAAAGCUGUCGAGUCGGGCGCUUCUCUGGAAGCACUAGCUAAAGGAGCUGUACAGUUUUCCCAAAGGUUUACAGUUGGAGAAAUCAGAGAGCGGUGGCAUUCGCUUCUUUAUGAUCCUUCCAUUUCUGUGGAAGCUUCUGCUCGAAUGAUUGAGUGCGAAACUUCAGCUAAAAAAUCGGGGAGUUGUAAAGAAAAUUCAGAAACUUUAGGGAAAAGAAAAGCCGAGAGCAUUCGAAAAAUGUAUUAUGCUAUGCGGAAGAGGAUUUCCAGCCAUUCUGUAAAUUCUAUUUUCCCCGACGAACAUGAUGUGAAUGGAUACAUUUGCAAUGAAAGCUUUGGGCAUGAAAAUCACAUUCAAGGCCACUUUGGUGACCAGGACCCUAAUGCAAAUGUUUUGAAUCCUGGAUUGGUCAUGGAUCCUGUUGCUGCUAAAGAAAAUAGUGAACAAGGAGGGUACUUGAGAAAUGAUUACUGUAACAAGUUCGACGAAAAGGUCCCUGUAUUCCCAGUCGAGCAACUAGUGAGAAAGGAUGCUGAAAGUUCUGAUCGUCGUCAUGAAGAUACCCUAAGCAUGCAUGUGGAUAAUACUCAUCCAAAGGAUUGUGCUGUUAUUGAGGCCAUGGAGGAUUGUGCUCUUAUUGAUAUGGAGCCAGGUCUCACGCUUCCAGAUGCUGGUGCGUCCAAUCACUCGAUAGAACUCUCAUCUUCUCAUUCUAGGUUGCCUAUGUGGAAGACGAACGAAGAUGUGGCAGCACCUGCAAUAUUAAUGAAUGAUCUCGAUGUUCUCAAUGGGGAGAAAAUGGGUUUGCAAGAUCAUGACAACAGCUUUGAGAAAAUUAUGUCGGAUGAUAAUGCAGAUUUUUCCAGUAUAUGGAACGAGGUCCUGAUGAUGGAUGUUGAUGAGAAAGGUCCAACAGAUAAGGUUUGUAACGAGACUGCUAUAUCACCAGGGUGGGAUUGUGUGGACAGCAGUGAUAAGGAUGAUACAUCUCUUCCUUGUCAAACUCAAACACUGAAUUCAAACCUGGCUAGCAGUCAAGAUGCGAACUUCCCACCAAUGUCAGAUAUCCGAGUUGAUAAGUUAGACGUCGAUCAUGGAUACCAGCAUGGUAGUGGAGACAUUGAUAAGCUGUCAUCAACAGUGGCACCAGAUCCUCAUCUUCCUGGAGACAUUAGUGUGGAAUUUAUGGUAUGCACAUUGAAUAUGGAAGACCCAGAGAUUCCGUGCAAUGAUGAUUUUAUCCCAUCUACAUCGUAUCAUAGCCAUAAAGCACGCAGUGGCCUCUCUUUAUCAUCUACUAACCGAGGAAACAGAGAACAAGGACGAAGCUUCUUAAAGAAAGAAAAGAAUCACACACAAUCUUCUGAGCCCUGUCAGAUAAUGGGGCUGCAGGCAUCAUCAAAUUUCGGUCCAAAAUAUCCCCUUGUUAGUUCUGGGGUAAAAUGCGAAAUUGCAGGCAGUAACUAUCUUAAUUCUGUCUCCAGGCAGGCCCUCAGUGCCCAUUUAGACCAGAGUCCAUGCAUGACAGCAUCUGGACCCCUCCAUAUUAAUGGAGAAGUGAUGACCAAACUAGAGUCCUCUGAUAUAUGCAAUGCUAUGACUUUUCCUUUAGAUGCCGAAGCAGGACCUACAAGAGAUGAUUUUCAGGAACCACAAGGAAGUCCCUCUAUCGUGGAUCCAGAAGAGUCUGAAAGUGGAGAUGAUGUUCCUUGCUUUUCUGAUAUUGAAGCCAUGAUACUCGACAUGGAUUUAUGUCCCAACGACUGGGAUACCUAUGUUGGUAGAGAAGUUUCUAGGUACUUACAUGAGGACGCCAUGAGGGCAAUUGUUAGAUUGGAACAAUGUGUUCAAUCUUCUAUACGGAGAGCCAUUGCUUCUCGAGGUGCCCUUGCAGUAUUAUGUGGGCGCUACUUGAAGCAUUACAUUAGAAAACCUGAGGUCAUACUUGGCAGAUCAACUUACGACUUUGAUGUCGAUAUUGAUCUAGGAAGAGGAGGAGGGACGAACAAAAUAUCCCGACGACAGGCGUUGAUCAAGUUGGAAAAGGACGGUUCUUUUUCUUUGAAGAAUCUGGGCAGGUGCUCCAUGUUCUUGAACGGGAGAGAAGUUGCCAGCGGGCAGCGACUGGAUCUUAGCUCGGGCUGUUUGAUCGAGGUCAAAGGGAUAAGCUUUUUAUUCGAGAUGAACCCCGAAUCCGUCGGUCAGUACCUGGCAAAGUUGCAGCAGUAGAGAGCCAAGAGGGGGACAUCGAAUCCCGUCUGCUCAGCCUGGGCAACUCGAGCAAAUAAAUUUCGCGAACACAAAGCCUGUCCUACUACAUAUUGGGAUUUCUAUGACCACAUUACAAUUUAGAGCUUGUUUGUUUCAGUCAAGUCUAAGCAGAAAGUAGAGCUCUUUUUUUUUUUAACCUUCAAAAUUUCGAAUGUUAGUCAGCAUUUCGAAUGCUCGUGAAAAGAGAAAGAGAGUACAUGCGAAUUCACGUGUCGGCAUUUAUAUGAUACUGAGUUUAGAAAAAGCCGAAAGCGCGCGGCGCAAGAUUUAAGGUUAACCCGAGAGAGUCGGGGUUGUAAAUGUUUUGAACUAGAGACGCGUCGCUGGUCUCAGCUUCGUCGAUCAGCUGGGGAUAGGGUGUAUAGGUUUCACAAUUCUCUGUUCCAGCGUGCAAAGCAGAUUGCGUUC
Molecule: messenger RNA, 3028 nt
Organism: Eucalyptus grandis
Lineage: Eukaryota; Viridiplantae; Streptophyta; Magnoliopsida; Myrtales; Myrtaceae
Exons: 7
Coding region: 254-2578 (774 amino acids)
Biological process (GO): positive regulation of transcription by RNA polymerase II
Cellular component (GO): Ino80 complex; NSL complex; MLL1 complex
Molecular function (GO): protein binding; G-quadruplex RNA binding
Source: RefSeq, a predicted model, not a curated record